Salmo salar (Atlantic salmon) is the source of this 1153-nucleotide messenger RNA. It is a transcript of the gene bola1, whose product is annotated as bolA family member 1. The record is from RefSeq and is a predicted model, not a curated record. Gene Ontology annotation, cellular component: mitochondrion. NCBI's taxonomy places the organism in Eukaryota, Metazoa, Chordata, Actinopteri, Salmoniformes, Salmonidae.
UCUACAAAGACUACAAUUCAAGCAAAGACUACAAGUCCCAGACAGUCCAAAGCAGGCAGCACUUCCUGUGUACGUUGGAAAACUGAGGACACUGUGAAAAGGCUUUCUACAGACGUCGCGUUCCCCAAUCCUCUGAAUGCUGCCCAGUGUUCUCCGCUGUGCCUGUCCAAUCUCCACCACCCUCGCCUUCACCAGGCCCUUAGCCCACUUCAGACCCCACAUGGCUCCUGAUCCAAACCGGCCCGUGGAGGGGGCCAUACGGACCAAGCUCACCCAGCAGUUAGAGCCAGAACACCUGGAAGUCCACAAUGAGAGCCACAUGCACGCCGUGCCCCCUGGAUCCGAAUCCCACUUCAGAGUCCUGGUGGUCAGCCCACGCUUCGACGGCCUCUCCCUGCUACAGCGCCACCGCCUUGUCAACGAGACCCUAGCCGAGGAGCUGAAGACCUGUGUCCACGCGCUGGCCAUCCAGGCCAAGACACCCCUGCAGUGGGGCAGCAACCCCAGCAUAGCCAAGAGCCCACCCUGCAUGGGAGGAUCUAAGGGGGACCACACGGUGGAGGAGAAACUCAAGGCUGGACGGGACUGACCAGCAAAACUCAGCAGUCAUCAACCCUGGUUCUAGAGAGUAACAGCCUGUGCAGGCUUUGGUUCCAGCACUAACUCAUCUAUUAAAAUGUGUUGUCUGUUUAAUACCUUGAUAAGUUUGAUCAGGUCUGGAACAAAAGCCUGAACGUCCCAUAUGCCAGUUGAAGAGGGUGUCAAUUAACAUUGUUGUAAACUAGUGUGAUAUCAUUUCAUUACUGCUUGAGAGGUUGUUUCUAAAUGAGCAGCAUGACUUCGGUCUCUUGGCAGUUUAAUUCAAGAAGAGUUGGGUUUUAGAUUAGACUCUUGUAUUUAGUGGCCAUCACUAGAAUGCCUCAAGAUCUUGCAGUUCAGUAGCAUGUGGUACAUUGAACUAUAUGAUAUGAAGUGAUGGAGUGUGUCUGUUUUGUCUGAAAAUAAAAUGUAUCGUAUGUGAGGUCAGAAGUACAAGAAGUCAAGACAGAACAAAGAAUGUUUUCUCAAGGUGCAUUGGGGCAGUUUUGUGGUUGGCAUUCUUUCCCCCAAAAAGGCUUGUGUGUCUGUUAAUAAAAAUACACAUUUGAUGAAA